Branchiostoma floridae (Florida lancelet) is the source of this 2987-nucleotide messenger RNA. RefSeq names its product Golgi-associated kinase 1B-like. Gene Ontology annotation, cellular component: Golgi apparatus. The record is from RefSeq and is a predicted model, not a curated record. NCBI's taxonomy places the organism in Eukaryota, Metazoa, Chordata, Leptocardii, Amphioxiformes, Branchiostomatidae. The coding region runs from base 753 to 2270 and encodes 505 amino acids. The transcript is spliced from 4 exons.
AGUGGGUGGUGACUGUUUUCCCUCAAGGUUUGACAGAGCUCACGGUAUCUGCAGCACCUGAUACCGAUCGAGACAUCUCACUUUCCUCGCUUCUGUUCCAGGCACGGUCGGGAGGGACCUCACACUGCACUUCGUCCAGGAAUCCGACAGAGGUCGAUACAGCGCCUACAGGGUGGUUAGAGGGCAGGCCGGGGUCAUGUUUGUGUGUCGAGACGUGAUCAUUACGCAGGGCACGCGGGAAUGAGGCCAUGGCCGCCUCCACAAGGCAGCGCUCCAGGACGUUAUUUCCCAAGAUAAACACCUGCCGGGAGGAUAUCUGGGUUUAAACUACCGCCAACCUCUCAUUCAUCUGUCGUCACCUAUCGGAGGGAGCGCUCUAGCCUUUCCAUCUACCGGGCGAACUGCUGGACCGUACAGGGCCGACAUAGGGUUACCCGUCAUGUGUUAAUAUUUCUACCGGCGGGAACGGAUGAAAUAGGCGUUUCCUCUCUCCGCGGCUGCUGUCACGCGAUCGCUACAACUACUACACGUACACGGGAGAAGAUCGGAGCAUUAAUAGCGCUUUCGGCUCGUCUAGCGCGGUUCUUCAUCCAGAAACGUGCCGUCUCCUGUCAGCGAGGUGCCCCAGGCGUGUACAGAAGACUUUCCAAGUCACUGGGAAACUUUCAACCUCUCCGCGGCUGGAUGGAUGCGUCUUGAGUAACAGUGCAACGUUUGUAACGUUUUAGUUGUAUACGGCACGUGGACAUGUUAUGAGUUAUCAUGAUCUGGACACAUUGUUGGCUGCCCCGUUGGUGUUCGUUGCGAGGAGCGUGUUUGUUUUAGGAACCCGCGUCUGGCAGCCGCGGUGCGGGCCAGGCCUGGCGGCGGCACAGGGCUGGCGCGCUCUCAGGGCGAUGCGCAGCCGAGACCUGAAGACAGUCCUGGCCCUCAUCGCUGUAACAAACGCCAUGGUGGUGUGUGUGUUGUACGGUGUUAUGUCAAAUUCUCGCGUGGAGACGCUCAGUAAUGCUGACAUUUUAAACCCUACAAACACACAGCCUUCCCCAAUCUUCAUGCAAGAUGCUGGCCGGGGUACAGACGCACAGAACACCCAGGGGACGCGUCGGAACGUCCGGUACCUGACGUUCCAACCCGACUACAACAGAAAACAUUUUAGGACGUUCACGGUCAAGAAAGUUACCCAAAAUGCACAGUCGCGACCUAGUGCCACUGAGAGAAGUAAAAAAGUUAGAGGUAGCAGUGUCAGAACACUAGCUCACAGGCGCGACAAGAAAGAGAACAUCAGAGUUUACGCACUUCCUCCAUGGUUCUCGGAGACUGACCUGUUGGACAUGCACAGGUUAGCUGACGAGAACAUGACCUUCGCUGGAAGAGAUACACGGGGACUAGACUGGUGGACUUUGGGCACAACUGGGAAAACGUCUGAAACGUUGCUGACUGAAGAAGGCGAAGUCAGCGCCAUGGAGUGUAAAAGCCACUGCAUUAUUGUCGACGACGAAAAAAGGUUACAUCAGGUGUUCGCCUUUCAUCUCGAUCGCGUCCUCGGGAUCAACCGGACGUUGCCAAUGGUUGCGCGAUCUUUCACGACCGAUAACGACGUACGACGAAGAGUGACGAUCAGACCUGUGAGUCUGUGGGACCCCUCCAUUCUCAUAACAGGCAGCGGCCAUUCAACCAUGUACAUUCACUGGAAUACGUACCAACACAUGUUAAAGAGCCAUUGCUGGGGAAAAGGGUCUGUGAGUAAAAUCAAACGGCCGACUAGCUAUCAUUGCACAGACGUACUGCAUUCAGAAUGGUGUCGGAUGGCCAUGCUCGACUUUCUCCUUCAGAUCUAUGACCGGCUGGACCGGAGCUGCUGCGGAUUUCAUCCUUCCUCCUCCGAGCAGUGUGUCUUGGAAGCGACACAUAGCGACUGUGAUAAUGACCACAGGGUGAUGCUGGACCAUAUCCUUCAGCGGCGUGGAGACACCAAACACCUGGUGCUGGUGGAAAACAACGCCAGGUUCAACGUCAGCGAGAAGAGGUUGAACUACAGGUUACUGGAGGGCAUUGACGUGUUUCCCAAAUCUGCCGUGGCGUUGUUGAAGACCCCGGGGCGGCUGAGGCAGAACCUGGUGCAGUCGCUGUUCACGGACCGGCUGUACUGGGAGGCGAGCGGCGGCAGGCACGGCGUGGAGCGCCUCAUCGACGUCAUCGAGACACGGGCAAAGGCACUGCUACGGCACAUGAAGGAGAAAAAGAUUAGGGUUGCUCAAAUGAACUGAUCUGGUGGAAUCCUUUUGCACAUAAAACUCUGAAUUGAACGCUUGUAUUUGUUAGCUGCAGUUUAUGGCAUUACAGAGGGAUGUCGCAAUUAUAGCGUAGUGUUGUGCGUACAUUUCGCCGCCUUCAUGCAACACACAAUACGUUUGCUUCUAAUGAAUCAUGUUAUUACCGUUUAUUGGUUAUAUCUGUAAACGAAUUCACCUGAAGACGAGAAAGUGUAGCAUAGUAUAUUUUUGCGUCAACAGUAAAGAAAUAUUAAGAAAAUCAGAAAAUACAUUACACCUACCUAUCGAUGCUUAAAAAACCUUUUGAAAUAAUAAAAGAACCAAGACGUGAACAUAGAAAUCGGUUUUCUGUGAAAGAGAAAAGCAGCAGGCUGAACGAACGAAUGAACUGCCUCUGAAUGAACUAGAUAUUUGUCGGGAACCAUAUAUUAAUUGUCCGUUGAUUAAAACCUGAACGAGAUAUAAUACAAAUUAAGUUCGUCUGUAACGGUAAUUGACAUUAUAGACAUUUUAUAUGCUACUUCCGUAAACAAGAUUGAGCACUGACCAACAAAACAUUUCAGUCAGUCUUCUGACCCUUGUCAAGUUUAAUGACCCAAAACAUAUGUCACGUGACAUGAAUGGAAUUGUCCGUGAACGGCAGUUUUUUCAGCCAUGUAACUAUGACAUGAAUGCCAUAAUAACUUCGUCGGCAAUUACAUGUAUACAUAU